Messenger RNA from Plasmodium knowlesi strain H, 1992 nucleotides. Its product is annotated as ribosome maturation protein SBDS, putative. The transcript is spliced from 4 exons. The record is from RefSeq and is a predicted model, not a curated record. The coding region runs from base 1 to 1992 and encodes 663 amino acids. Lineage: Eukaryota; Apicomplexa; Aconoidasida; Haemosporida; Plasmodiidae. Gene Ontology annotation, biological process: ribosome biogenesis.
AUGGGGGCACUCUUUCAGCCGAUAAACCAAGUGAAGUUCACAAAUGUUGCAAUAGUGAAGUAUAAGCACAAGGGAAAGAAGUUCGAAAUUGCUUGUUACAAGAACAAGAUAAUCGACUGGAGGAAUGGAAUCGAGCUCAACAUAGACGACGUGCUCCAGUCACACUUAAUUUUUACCAACGUGUCGAAGGGAGAAAUAGCCAAAAAGUCAGAACUGAAUUCUUGCUUCCACUCGGACGACAAUUAUGAAAUAUGCAAAACGAUUUUAGAGAAAGGCACCCUACAAAUAAGCAACAAAGAGAGAUCAAUUAUAAAGGAUAAAAUUUACAAAGACAUGAUCGAAAUUCUGCACGAAAUGAGUGUGAACCCCCAAACGGGUUAUCCCCUCUCAACCAAUAUGAUAGAAAGCAUGGUCAAAAAUAUUGGCUACAGCAUAAACAUAGACGACAGCGCAAAGAAGCAGGCGCUAAAAGUCUUUGACAUGUUAAGUAAGGAAUAUGAUGAUGUCAUUCAAAGGGCAUUCAUGCGAAUCCAAAUAAUUUGUGAUGACUAUAUAAAAGAGGACGUAAUAAAAUUUCUUAAUAGCAAUAAUGUUAUUAUAGAAGAAGAAAAAAUAACCAACAACCUUAAAAGAGAGGAUAAUGUAGAUGCUGAAAGUAGGCACAUGCAUGAUGAAGUGGUCCAUCUACCGAAAAAUGAGGUAGGAGGAAAUGGCACGUGUGGAAUUAUCACAGAGAGAAAGGAAAACGACACAGUCAGCGAUUCCGGGAAGGAAGAAUUUGAAGAAAAGGCGAAAAUAAUGAGCGAUUCACUCGAUGCGGAUAGUGCGGGCAACAACGUCAGGGUGAAAGUUGUAGACGAAGAGGAGGAGAAGUAUAGCCACAAAAACCUUGGCGACAAUAAUGCAAACAAUAGAGAAGACCGUAACAACGAUGCAUGUAGCACCCACCAGAGUAGCGAUAACAAAGAUACCCCUAUAGAGGACACUCCCCCCCCUAAGUCGAAUAAAGGGAGAAACGAGGAUGACGCGGAAGAUGAGACCAGUUACGUAAUUAGCCAAAAUAACAUAAAUGCACAGGAAAAAAGUGAAAGUAUUUCGAAAAAGGAAAUAAAAGAUUUGUUACACAGCACCACCCACGAGGAUGAAAGAAAAAAUAAAACAGGUGAAUUUUGCCCACAGAAAGAUGAAAAGGCAGAAGUAGAUCCUCUUACAGAUGAUAUUAAAGUAAAAACGAAACAAAAAAAGAAUAAACACGAAAAAGAAAGGAAGGAAAAAAAUACGGAAAUGCAUAAAAUUGUAUUUUUAUGCUACCCAUGUGUAUAUAGAUGUGUGGAUGCUUUUACCAAAAAAUAUAAGAAAAGCUGUUCCAGCAAAAUUCUAAAUAAUAACGUUAAGAUAGCCACCUCGAAUAAGAAGAAGAACAACAAUGCGGAAAAUUCAGUGACUGCUACGAAGGUGGAUGCGAAUGACGCAAUGGGGAAGACAUCUAAAGACAAGGAUGACCAUCAAACGGGGGGUGAUAACCUAAACGGUGGUACAUGCAGCAAAGGCAAUCGUAGAAGAGGAAAAGCAAAAGGCAACAGUCGCCGAGAGGAAGAAGUGAAUCAGAAAGCUACAAAUACGGAGAAUGCGGGGGAAAUGUGCAGUACCGAACCCAGCCAAACCAACAAGUGCACUAGCAGGAACGAUAAGGACAAAGUUAUCCAGGACAGAGGAAACUACAACAGCUGCAAUAGCAGCAAAAACGAAGACACUCCAAAUGCCAUACAACAGAAAAGCAAGGAACAGCCAAGUGACAAGCCCAAAAGCGAAAGCGUAAUCAUGUGCACAAGUUGCUUGACGAAAAUUGAAAAAAGCAACUACAAGCUACACUGCAGAAGUGAUUUUCAUGUCUAUAAUGUCAAGAGAAAGUAUAAAAAUCUCCCCCCCAUUACUCUGGAGGAAUACGUCGAAAUAGACUUUGACGUGGCGCAUUUUCAUGUUGAUAUGUGA